Cordyceps fumosorosea ARSEF 2679 is the source of this 3162-nucleotide messenger RNA. RefSeq names its product elongation factor 3. Bases 1 to 3162 code for a protein of 1053 amino acids. The transcript is spliced from 2 exons. NCBI's taxonomy places the organism in Eukaryota, Fungi, Ascomycota, Sordariomycetes, Hypocreales, Cordycipitaceae. Gene Ontology annotation, molecular function: ATP binding; ATP hydrolysis activity; translation elongation factor activity. The record is from RefSeq and is a predicted model, not a curated record.
AUGUCUGAGAACGCUCAGUCCGUCAAGGUGCUCGACGAGCUCUUCCAGAAGCUCACCGUCUCCAAGGAGGCGGCUGAGAUCAAGGAGUCUUCCGCCGAGCUUGCCUCUUUCAUCAACGGCCGUAUUGAGGACCAGGCUGUCCCUACCAAGGUCAUUGACGAUAUUACCAAGAGCCUCACCAGCAAGAAGGAUGCUGGCGCCCGUGAAAAGGCUGCCGUCGCCAUUGAAGCCAUUGCUUCUCACUCCGAGGUCUCUGCUCACGUUGAGCCCUACCUCAUCGUCCUCCUCCCUACCCUCCUCGCCGCUGUUGGCGACAAGACCCCCGCCGUCAAGAAUGCCGCGAGCGCUGCUGUUCUUGCCAUCGCUGGUGCCAUCAACGCCAAUGCCGUCAAGUCUGCUCUCGCUCCCAUCAUGGAUUCCAUCCGCAACGCCCAAAAGUGGGCUGAGAAGAUGACUGCCCUCGACUUCAUUGAUGCUCUCGUCAAGUGUUCCCCCGCCCAGCUCGCUUUCCGCGUACCUGAGCUCAUCCCUGUCAUCUCUGAGGCCAUGUGGGACACCAAGAAGGAGGUCAAGGAGCGUGCCUACAAGACCAUGGAGCAGCUCUGCCAGCUCAUUGUCAACAAGGAUAUCGAGCGCUUCAUUCCUGAGCUCAUCAAGUGUAUCGCCAAGCCUGAGAACGUCCCCGAGACUGUCCACUUGCUCGGUGCCACCACCUUCGUCACCGAGGUCCAGGAACCCACUCUUGCCCUCAUGGUUCCCCUCCUCGACCGUGGUCUUGCUGAGCGUGAAACCGCCAUCAAGCGUAAAUCCGCCGUCAUUGUCGACAACAUGUGCAAGCUGGUCGACGACCCCAACAUUGUCGCUCCUUUCUUGCCCAAGAUGAUGCCCGGCCUCCAGAAGAACUAUGACAACCUCGCUGACCCCGAGGCCCGUGAGAAGACCAAGCAGGCCCUCGACACCCUGACCCGUGUUGGCAACAUCAAGAACGGUGUCAUCCCCGAGGCCAAGAACGACGGUGCCCUCAAUGUCGUCCUUCCCAAGGUCAAGGAAAUCUUCACCCCCAAGUACGGUAACUACCUCGAGAAGAUGGUACCUGUUGCCGAGCACAUUGCUGCCAUUGCCGGUCAGCUCAUCGACGAGAAGGAGUUCGAGCUCAGCAUCUGGGUUGAGAACCUCAAGUCCUACGUCGCUGUCAUCACUGGCAUUGACAACGCUGAGUCCAUCGUUGACACCAUCCGCAAGAAGACCGCCCCCGCCGCUGCCGUCGAGGAUGAGGCUGAGCCUGAUGAGGAGGAGGGUGAGGACCUCUGCAACUGCACGUUCUCCCUUGCCUACGGUGCCAAGAUUCUGCUUAACCAGACUCACCUCCGUCUCAAGCGUGGUCAGCGCUACGGUCUUUGCGGCCCCAACGGUUCCGGCAAGUCCACCCUCAUGCGCGCCAUCAACAACGAGCAGGUUGAGGGUUUCCCUAAGCAGAGCGAGGUCAAGACCGUCUUCGUUGAGCACGACCUGGACUCCGCCGAUACUGAGAUGACCACCAUUGACUGGACCAUGAAGAAGCUCGAGGAGGCCGGUGUCAAGACUGGCCAGGCUGAUGUCGAGACCCGCCUCAACGAGUUCGGCUUCACCGAGCAGAUGGUCAAGGGCGAGAUCUCCGCCCUCUCUGGUGGUUGGAAGAUGAAGCUCGCCCUGUGCCGUGCCGUUUUCGAGCAGCCCGAUAUCCUUCUCCUUGACGAGCCUACCAACCAUCUGGACGUCAAGAAUGUCAAGUGGCUCGAGGAGUACCUCAUCAACUCCCCUUGCACUUCCAUCAUUGUCUCUCACGACUCUGGCUUCCUUGACAACGUCUGCCAGCACAUUGUCCACUACGAGCGCUUCAAGCUUAAGCGCUACAAGGGCAACCUGAUGGAGUUUGUCAAGCGUGUCCCCUCCGCCAAGUCCUACUACGAGCUUGGUGCCUCCGAGAUCGAGUUCUCCUUCCCCGAGCCCGGUUUCCUCGAGGGUGUCAAGACCAAGGCCAAGGCCAUUCUCCGUGCCACCAAGAUGUCCUUCCAGUACCCCGGCACCUCCAAGCCCCAGAUCACCGACAUCACCUUCCAGUGCUCUCUCGGCUCUCGUAUUGCCGUCAUUGGUCCCAACGGUGCUGGCAAAUCUACUCUGAUCAACGUUCUGACUGGUGAGCUCAUCCCCACCCAGGGUGAGAUCUACCAGCACGAGAACAUCCGUAUUGCCUACAUCAAGCAGCACGCUUUCGCCCACAUUGAUAACCACCUGGACAAGACUCCCUCCGAGUACAUCCAGUGGCGUUUCCAGACUGGUGAGGAUCGUGAGACCAUGGACCGUGCCAACAAGGUCAUCACCGAGGAUGAUGAGAAGGCCAUGGACAAAAUCUUCAAGGUCGAAGGUACUCAGCGUCGCGUCAUUGGCAUCAACGGCCGCAGAAAGUUCAAGAACUCCUACGAGUACGAGUGCUCUUUCGCCCUUGGUGAAAACAUCGGCAUGAAGAACGAGCGCUGGGUUCCUAUGAUGUCCGCUGACAACGCCUGGUUGCCCCGUAACGAGCUUCUGGCCUCUCACCAGAAGAUGGUUGCCGACGUCGACAUGAAGGAGGCUCUUGCCUCUGGUCAGUUCCGUCCCCUUGUCCGCAAGGAGAUUGAGUCCCACUGCGCCAACUUCGGUCUCGAUGCCGAGCUUGUUUCCCACUCCCGCAUGCGUGGUCUGUCUGGUGGCCAGCGUGUCAAGACCGUCCUCGCCGCUUGCUCGUGGCAGCGUCCUCACUUGAUCGUCCUUGAUGAGCCUACCAACUACCUCGACCGUGACUCUCUGGGUGCUCUGUCCAAGGCUCUGAAGAAGUUCGAGGGUGGUGUCAUCAUCAUUACCCACUCGGCUGAGUUCACCAAGGACUUGACUGAGGAGGUCUGGGCCGUCAUGGACGGCAAGAUGACUCCCUCCGGCCACAACUGGGUUCAGGGCCAAGGUGCCGGCCCCCGUCUCAAAGCUGACGACGACGAUGAGGAAGAGAAGUUUGACGCCAUGGGCAACAAGAUUGUCACCACCAAGAAGAAGGUCAAGCUGUCUUCCUCUGAGGCUCGCAAGAAGAAGAAGGAGCGUAUGGCUCGCCGCAAGCGUGGUGAGGAGGUCUUCUCCGAUGAGGACGACUAA